This is a messenger RNA of Protopolystoma xenopodis, 276 nucleotides long. NCBI's taxonomy places the organism in Eukaryota, Metazoa, Platyhelminthes, Monogenea, Polystomatidea, Polystomatidae. The record is from the annotation of a GenBank genome assembly.
AUGCUAAUACCAUGUACUCCAGAAAACCUAACUGUAAAAUCGGUAGAAUCGCAAGAGAUCAUCCUAACUGUGAAUGCGUUUGAUAAUGCUAUUGGUUAUAUAGCAGUCUUGGAGUCGGUUGAUGGCAAACUGAUCACCUUUCAUUUCCCCGUGAAGGAUCUCGCACAACUGAUGACAUUAGACUUGGACAGCUGCAACUUUUACAAUGUCACUGUUCAUGCCGUCUUGGAGGCUGGAAUCACUUCUGGAAUUUCUACAUGGGCAUCAACAGGUUGA